Messenger RNA from Chionomys nivalis (European snow vole), 2985 nucleotides. RefSeq names its product adhesion G protein-coupled receptor F3 (gene Adgrf3). Gene Ontology annotation, cellular component: membrane. The record is from RefSeq and is a predicted model, not a curated record. Gene Ontology annotation, biological process: G protein-coupled receptor signaling pathway; cell surface receptor signaling pathway. Lineage: Eukaryota; Metazoa; Chordata; Mammalia; Rodentia; Cricetidae. Bases 1 to 2985 code for a protein of 994 amino acids. The transcript is spliced from 14 exons. Gene Ontology annotation, molecular function: G protein-coupled receptor activity.
AUGGCCUCUCGAGCUCUCUCCCAGCUGCUCCUGGCCAUGACUCUUCCCCUGCUGGAGCUGGGGUCAGCGUCUGUCCCCACAGCCCAGUCAGAACUCAGACCAUCUGGAGGGAAAUCUGGGCAGCAAUUGGACCAAAACAAUGGAGUAGGGGAAUCCGUACUCCUCUCCAGUUAUGUACAGCUGGAAUUUUCAAACAGACCUUGGCCACAGGAACUCCCUGAGAACUUGUCUCUUCUUACUGCUCCAACAUCCCUUCCCCCAAGAACGCUUACUGCCCUCAGCCUAACAACAGAAUGUUAUGUCAAACACAACAGGACAAAGUUCUGCACUUGCCGCUCUGGCUACCGGUGGAAUGCUAUGCUCUGCUCCCUCUAUCCUACCUGCCUUGGCCACAGACCGGAAAUCAGUUCCUGUAUGUGUCUCAGCUUCCACGGUGCUGCCCGUGGCUACUGCCAGUUGCUGCCACCUGUUCCUGCAACCCUGACCCUGGACUCUCAGCUGCAAAUGACGAGGGACACCCUGAACCUCAUUCUCAAGACAGAGGAGGCUACCAACCUGAGAUGGUACUUGCGGAACCCAGAGGACCCCAAACUCAUCUUCCUACGGCCAGGGGCAAAAGUGACCCAGAUGUCCAAUCAGAGCCAGACGGGCCUCAGAGUCAGCCACUUAUCCCGUCCCUGGACAGGUACGUACGUGAGCAUCUUCGAGGCCCAGGGAUUCAGGUGGGAACUGGAUCAGGUGGUGCAGGUGCCCUUGGAGGAGAAGGAAGUGGUUCUGCUUCCAGACAAGCUGUCCAUCUCCUGUGCCGCCUCUGCUGGCUUCCAGCUGAGCUGCUGCUUCCCACGCACAAACUUGGCCUACACUGCUACCUGGAGUCCCGGGGAGGGCAGCGAAGUGUCCUUGCAGAAUAUGUCGGAUUCCCAGUGCCUGGUGCUGACCGCUCAGCACUGCCCAGCAGCCGAUACCACGUACAUGUGUACCCUCCGCAGUCAGAACCUGGAUCCUUUCACGGCUCCUGUCUCCGUCACCAUCAUCCGGGAAGGAGACACGACCUGCCCCACGGACUUCUUGGUGGUCGACUGGAAUGUCACCAAGGCUGGCUUUGUGGCACAGGCUCCAUGUCCUGUGAAUAAGAGGGGCAUGGUAAAGAGGCUCUGUGGGUCUGAUGGCAUCUGGGGACCCGUCCAGAGCAACUGCACGGAGGCAGAGAUCCUAAACUUGUGUCUUAAAGCCAAGCUGCUGCUGGACGGCCAGGGAAAGCCCCAUGAAGAGAUUCCAUGUAUCCUGAGUCAGCUGCGAGAGCAGGUGGACGUGGCCAGCACCCCCACUGACUUACAGAAAUUGCUGUACACUGUAACCUUACUGGCCGAUGUGGUAGCAGAGACAAGAGCAGAGCUUACGGAGAGUUCCCUGAAGGAUCUCCUGACAAUCACAGACAAGAUUCUAGACGUGAACAUCAGCUCUCUGUGGACUCUGGCCCAGGCCCAGGAGCCCUCGAUGGGCUCAGAUUUCCUGAAGGCUGUGGAGACCCUGGUCCACAGCUUGAGCCCACAGCAGCUUCCUUUCUCCUUCAGCUCAUCUAAUGUGCUUCUGCAGAGCCAGCUCCUCAGACACACCUCUCCUCCUGGCUACCAAAUGUCCUUCUCUAUCCGGCCCCUCCUGCAGGCACAGAUCCCAUGGUAUUCACUGGCCCCCCUGGUCCACAAUGGAUCUAAUGUCAGUAUUACUAGCCUAGUACUGCAAAAGCUGGACUACCGUCUGCCCUCAAGCUAUACACAAGGGCUGUGGAAUGCCUCCUACAGCACUCCUGGACUGAUCCUGGUGGUCUCCAUCACAGCAAAUAGCCAGGCCUUCACACAGGUAGAGCUUAUCAUGGACUUCGAAGACAUGAACGGAGCCCUGCACUGUGUCUUCUGGGACCACAGUCUCUACCAGGGCCAGGGGGGUUGGUCAGAUAAAGGGUGCCAGGUACAUGCAGCCAACACCAGCAACACCACUCAGUGUGUUUGCCGGCAUCUCACCGCCUUUUCCAUCCUCAUGUCCCGACACACUGUCCCAACAGAUCCCAUCCUGGACCUGCUGAGCCAGGUGGGGGUCGGGGCUUCUAUCCUGGCACUGCUGGUAUGCCUGGUUGUCUACAGGCUGGUGUGGAGAGCUGUUGUCAGGAACAAAAUCGCCUUCUUCCGCCACGCUGCCCUGUAUAACAUGGUGAUCUGCCUGCUGGCCGCAGACACAUGCUUCCUGGGAAGUCCGUUCCUUCCUUCAGGGUACCACAGCCUGUUCUGCCUGGUCACUGCUUUCCUGUGUCACUUUUUCUACUUGGCCACUUUUUUCUGGAUGCUGGCCCAGGCUCUGGUGCUGGCCCACCAACUGCUGUUUGUCUUCCAUCAGCUGUCCAAGUACUUGGUUCUCUCCCUGAUGGUGAUCCUGGGCUACCUGUGCCCACUGGGGUUUGCAGGGAUCACCCUGGGCCUCUACUUGCCUCAAAGGAAAUACCUGUGGGAGGGGAAAUGCUUGCUGAAUGAAGAUGGGGUUAUGCUGCACGCCUUCAGUGAGCCAGUGCUGGUCAUCGUCGGUGUAAACGGACUGGUCCUCGUCAUAGCCGUGCUGAAGCUCCUAAGGCCUUCGCUGUCAGAGGGACCCCCGGUGGAGAAGCGCCAAGCUCUGGUGGGGGUGCUUAAAGCCCUGCUUAUCCUCACGCCCAUCUUCGGCCUCACCUGGGUACUGGGCGUGGCUGUAGUAUUUGCUCAGGACUCCAUGGCCUCUCACUAUAUCUUCACCGUUCUCAACAGCCUCCAGGGUGUCUUCAUCUUAGUGUUUGGCUGCCUUACAGACAAGAAGGUACUGGAGGCCUUGCGCAAACGCUUCCAAGGUCCCAGGUCCUCCAACUCUGCCAUCUCCCUGGCUACAAAUGAAACCUACACCUCGGAACCCAGCAAAGAAAGAAGUGAACACGCCAGUUAUGAAGAAAAUAUGACUGAUUGA